Molecule: messenger RNA, 1967 nt
Organism: Ziziphus jujuba (common jujube)
Lineage: Eukaryota; Viridiplantae; Streptophyta; Magnoliopsida; Rosales; Rhamnaceae
Exons: 8
Coding region: 273-1595 (440 amino acids)
Cellular component (GO): plasma membrane
Source: RefSeq, a predicted model, not a curated record
UCCAGACGUAAGACAAUGUCAAAUGUUAGAUGCAGCAGCCUCACGUGACUAGUUGAAAGCUUUGGGGGAUCCAGCACGUGACCGCCUCUGUAUUGGAGGAAGAAAAAGAACAUAGGAGGCAGAAGCUGAAACUUCUUGCUCUGCUGUUUCACACUCACGUCACUUUGCACUUCAACUCUCUGUCUCUGCCAUUUUUUUAUUUUAUUCUGGUUAUCGUAUGCUCUCUCAAUGUCUUUCUCAUUGUUUGUGUUAGUCAUUGAAGCAAUGCAAAUAUGAGAGGACCUGCAUUCUGGACUCUCAUCCUUCAGUUUUCUCUGCUAUUGUUUUUCUGUUUUAAUGGAUUCCAUUGUGGCUCACUUAGUGAUGUGCCAGCAAACGCUCCUGAUAUCUCCCCAAGUGUAAAUCCUCAACCCUUUCUUCCUCUUUUAGCUCCUUCGCCGCUGACACCAUUCAUAAAUAACAGUGUAACAUUGUCAGGACUCUGUACAUUAAAUUUUUCAGCUGCUGAAAGCUUGCUCAGCACAACAGCAACUGAUUGCUGGGCUUCUUUUGCACCUUAUUUGGCCAAUGUAGUAUGUUGUCCACAGUUGGAUGCCACCUUAGUUACUCUCAUUGGCCAGUCCAGCAAACAAUCUGGGAUGCUUGCUUUGAACAUGACUCAUUCAAAGCACUGCCUGUCAGAUGUUGAGAAUAUUCUGGAGAGUAGAGGAGCAAACACAGAACUUCAAAAAUUGUGCUCAAUUCAACCCGGAAACCUUACUGGAGCCUCUUGCCCUGUUAUAGAUGUCGAUACAUUUGAGAGCAUUGUGGACUCUGCAAGACUUCUGGCAGCUUGUGACAAGGUUGAUCCUGUUAAUGAGUGUUGUGAUCAAGUCUGCCAAAAUGCCAUAUCAGAUUCUGCUAGAAAAAUUGCCUUGAAUGGUAUGUCAAGUACAAAUGGGGCUCACGUCUUGCCUGAACACUUAACUAGAAUUGAUGAUUGCAAAAAUAUUGUCCGCCGAUGGCUAACCAGUAAACUUGAUCCACCUUCUGCAAAUAGCAUUCUCAGAGGACUUUCAAAUUGCAAAAUAAACGAAGCUUGUCCACUAGUUUUCCCUAGUAUAAAGAAUGUUGUGGGAAAAUGUGGAGAUAUGAAGAGCAAUGAGACAGCAUGCUGCAAAGAAAUGGAGACUUAUAUGUCCCAUUUGCAAGAGCAGAGCUUCAUUACCAACAUGCAGGCUUUGAAUUGUGCUGCAUCACUUGGAAUAAAGUUACAGAAAGCUAAUGUAUCCAGCAACAUUUAUAGUCUUUGUCAUAUAAAUCUCAAGGAUUUUUCCGUUCAAGUUGGAUCACAAGAGUAUGGUUGCCUUUUGCCAAGCUUGCCUUCAGAUGCCACGUACGAUAGAACUUCAGGAGUCAGCUUCAUUUGUGAUCUUAAUGACAAUGUUGCAGCUCCUUGGCCCUCUUCAUCUUUCAAACCUGAUUCAUCCUGCAAUAAAACUAACAAACUUCCUUCACUUCCAAAGGCAAUAUCUGGACAGAAUGGUUUUGACAUUAAGAACUUGAUGAUUUCCAUGUUCUUUUCCUCGUUGCUGCUUCUCAUCAUGCUUUUCUGAAUCUUCUGUUUGCAAUUGAUGUGGAUCAUUUAUUUGCCCCAGAUAGAGCUGCCCAAGUAUAAGAUUUUGUGUUUGGUAUGAUUUUUUACUUGUAUAAGUUCAAAAAUUAAUACGAUAAUAAAUUUCAUAAAAAGGGGAAAAAGAAAAACCCCGUUAUUUGUUCUCUUUCUAGUGUCACAAGGUAGAGUUGGAAUUUCAUUGGAACAAGACAAUAAAACAAGAAAAGAAAGCUGAGAUCGACCGAAUCUUGUCCCUUUCCGUUUAACUUUUAUUGCCUUUUUCUAUACUGUUCCAGGCAUGAUUUGAUAUUAUUGGUUGUAAUUUUCCAUAUAAACCCAAAACCUUAUAUUAGAAUACCCUUCUUUUUCUUUU